Paramecium octaurelia is the source of this 4164-nucleotide messenger RNA. Lineage: Eukaryota; Ciliophora; Oligohymenophorea; Peniculida; Parameciidae. The record is from the annotation of a GenBank genome assembly.
AUGGAAAAUUAAGUAUAUAAAUUGGAUUCUAGUGGUAAAUUUAAAUAUUAAAGAUCUGUAAUAUAUAUUUCUGAAUUUACCUACUUAACAAUUAGUUAAUUAUAAGUGUCACAUUGGAUUCAAACAAGUGAUUCGUUUUUAAUUAUAAGAUGCGAUUCUUGUGUAUCUAAUUUCAUUUAAAUAUCAGAAUUAAAAAUUGAAGAUUAUUCUAGUUAUAAUAUACUCAAUUAUAUAAAUCCAGCAAUAUUCAUUCAAAUAGAUGCUGAAGUUAAUAUCAAUAUAACGAAUUGCAACUUUAAAAGAUGCAACUUUUGGUCUCCAUCACCAAAUAAUGAGAUGAUGGAAGCAGCAUUAAUGAGAAUUAAAUCACCUAAAUCUAAAGUAAUUUUUGAUGAGUUAACAUUUAAAAUAGCAAAUGUAUAUAACUCAUCUAAUUCAAUUGUUGUUGUUGAUGCCACGACUAUUUUUAUGUUCAACACUCAAGUAGAUGAUAUAAAUACUCAAAAUGCUAUUGGUUAAUUGUAUUCAACUUGUGGAUUUGUAAUUUUGAUGGCAGAACAAAUUAGAAUUAUUAAUACAAUUAUGAGCAAUAUUAAUAGUGCAUAAUAUGGAUUUUUUUAUAAUCAACUUAAGUAACAAGGAAAAAUUUAUGUAUAAAAUUGUAUUUUCAAUAACACAAAACUAGCAAACACGAAUUUGUAUAUAACAUAAUUAGGAGGAAUUUUUACAAUUGAUGGAAGAUUAUCUAUGUUAUAGCUUAGUUUUAUAAAUAUUACAGCAGUAAAUAUAUAUGCAGAAAAAAAAGCAGCCUUUUUAUAUUUAAUACCAUCUUCAAUUUCAAAUUAGGUAUAUAUGAAAAAUUUAAGCUUUAAAAACUUAAUAUCAGCAGAUAAUUUGUUUUGCAGACUCAAAUUUCCCUCUAAUAGUUAAAAUAAUAAAAUUGUAAUAGAUUAAAUUUCGAUUAAUAAUAAUGAGAAUAGCACUCUUUUAUAAUAGCUUAUCGGAAAUUUAAGAAAAGGGCAAAUUGUAAGUAAUUAUGAAGGUCUUAUUUCAACUUCUUUUAGGUAUUUAUAAAGUAUAAUCUAGUUCUGUUUUAAUUAAUGAAUUUACAUAUGAAGGUUAUUUAACUCAGCCAAUUUUUAUACUAAAUGUAAUUUAUAGUCUAAAAAUUAGCAAUCUUAAAUUUGUAUCAUUAUCUAUAUUAAAUCAACUUGAAUAGUUGAUUGAUAUAGAUAUUUAAAAUGCAGAUUUGGUCUUUAUGCAAAAUUUCUAAUUUGAGAAAAUGAAUUUGUUGUAUUAAAUAGAAUAUUUCUUGAAACUUAAUUGCACAUCAGUUAAAAACCCAAUCAUAUCAAAUUCAAUUUAUUUCAUAAAUAACUUCUGUUCUUAAUGCUAAAAUGGAUAUAUGGCUAUUUUCAAUAAUCAAAAUUAAUCUAAAGUUAUAAUGACUGAUUGCAUAUUUUAUAACAAUAAUUGUGGUGUAUAUGGCUGUUUAAUUUUCGAAAAUCUUUAAUUAAAAAUAUAAAAUUCUGUUUUUAUAAAAAACUAAGGCCAAAAUAAUGGAAUUUUAUAGGGAACUUAAAGUGUGUUAUUAAUUUAGAACAGUAUCCUGAAAAAUAACUAGAUAAUGAAUAAAGCAGGGGCAAUAUUUUUAAAUAGAUCUAUAAUUGAUGCUUAAAAUUUGCUAAUUGUUAAUAAUUCAGCUAACAUUGGAGGAGCAAUUUAUUGUGAGAACUCUUAAAUCAAUAAGUAAACAAGAGGAAAAAUCUUAUUUAAAGAAAAUUAUGGAUUAUUUGGAUUUAAUAAUAUUCGAGAGUAUGCUGAUUUUUUAAAACUUAAUAUGUUUGGUUUUACAAUAAAUAAUACAAGAGAAAUCUAAAAGGAUGAAAUUUUUGAUACUCCAACUUAUAUAGUAAAUCAUAAUAAAAUGAGAAUUAACAAAACGUUUAUUGAAGUAGCUAGUGGUUAAAAAUUGAAUGAGUUUUAAGUGUUCGAUAAAAUUUCAAUGUAAUAUUCAAAUUACACUAUAUCAUUAUAAAUCGAAUAAUAUACUUAAUUAGGUGAGAAGAUUAUUUAAGAUUAUGGAGAUAAAUGUUUGAUCACAUAAUAUUAAAUUAAUUCUGAGCUAAAUUAAACUAACUAUGAAAUAAUAUCAUCAUCUGCAAAAGAAAAUAUGACUUAAUUAUAGUUUGAUCCAAUCUGGGAAUCAUAUAAACUGGAUAAUUUCACUUUUUAUUUGGAUCCCUAUUCUAAUUAAUCAAUAUAUUUGAUGGUUUUAAUAAAAUGUGAACAAAUGUCUCAAAAUUACAAUUUCAUCUUCAAAAUAAAAACACUACCUUGUGGAAUUGGAGAAUAUUAUAGUAACAAAUAGUGUUUAAAAUGUGAUUAUGACAAAGGGUAUUUUUCAGUAACAAAAAACUCUUAAGAAUGUUAAAGAUUAGAUCCAACUAAAAUGAAGUCAGUGACUUCUUAUUAAAUAGAAUUACUCUCAGGAUUUUGGAGGCUUUCUUAUUACUCUAAUUAUAUUGAGUAAUGUGAGAACCCUAGUUCGUGUUUAGGAGGUUGGAAUGUGAACUAUGAAUCAUGUUCUGUAGGAUAAAUCGGAGCUAUUUGCAAUGAAUGUGAUAUUUACAAUAUUAGAGGAUAAUCUUCUUAUAUAAAAUCUUUAUCAGGAGUGUGCUAGAAGAAUGAAAAAUAAAAAGAAAUCUAUUUAAUCACCUUUGUUUUAAUGUUAUUGUAAUUAAUAAUUUGAUAUUAGCACUUUUAUUGUGACAUAUGUGAUAUCCUUUCUUAAAUCUGAGAUGCACAUAAUGUAUAAAAGAAUGAAAUACAUGACAAUACAUCACAGGAUAUUAUUUCAAUGUGAAAUAGGUACAUAUUUAAUGAUUCUGAAGAUUAAUUGAAUACAAGUUUAAAAUUGUUAAUAAAUUUCAUGUAAAUUUUAUAUCCAAUACUGCCGCACUUAAAAUUUAAUGAGGAUUUUGCAGACCUAGCUUGGCCAAUUGGAAAGUCAUCAAAAACAUUAUUAUUUUUAAUUAAUUUUGUGGCUGAUAGCUUCGAGAUAGAAAUUCCGUACUUAAAAAUGGUUUGGGCAAUGCUUAUUCCAAUAUUUUAGAUGAGUAUUCUGUUGUUCUUUUAUGCUUCCAUUUAGAGGAUUAACAACAACUCUCAUAUAUAACUAAUGUUUAUUUAAUCAUCAUUUAUCUUUUUGGUUUUCUAUUCGAUUCCAAAUAUAAUGGAAGAGUAUUAAGAUUUAUACAUAUAUAUAGAUUAACUAUUGUUCUUUAGAGAAGAAACAUUGCUAAUAUCGAUUGGAUUGGAGCUAAUUUAGCAUAUUAAUACUAAACAGAAGAACAUUAAAAUUGGAUAUGGUAGUUUAUAGUGCCAUCUAUGAUUCUGAUAUUUUUAGUAAUACCUAUACUGUUUUUCACAUUCAUAUACAAAAAGAGCAAGUAAACAACAAAUGUUGAUAUUUCUUAUGGAAUUUAUGGGUAUCUAUGUAGUGAUUAUAAACAACAUUUAUACUUUUGGGAGUUAGUAACCUUGGAGAUGAAAUUAACAUUAAUCUUUAUUCUAUUCUUUCUUGAUAAUGAUAAGACCAUCCUGAAAAAUCUUAUAUCAAUUUUAAUUUUAUUAGGAUAUUAUGCAUCAAUAAACUCCUUAAAACCUUUUUCAAAGUCAAACUUAAAUAAACUUGAGAAAUCUGGAAUCAUCUUAUGUUGCGUAUUUAUUUCAUUAAAUAUUUUAACAUUGGCAUCUUAGAAAUAUUCUUAUAUCGAAGUACAAUAUCUAACUUAAAUUUUGAUGUUGUUGAUAUUAUUAUUUAUUCUCCUAUACACAUUAUUCAAAAUAUUGAUAGCCUUUGUUAAAAAAUACUAGGAUUUAAUUGAUAUAAUAAGAAUAGCAAUAAACCUAAGAUUUCCUAAUUUAACACAUUAUUGCCCCUUUUUCAAAAAACACUUAAAGGUUAGAUGUGAAACUAGGAAAAAUAUUAUUAAUAAAUUUAAGAGAAUCAAAUCAUAACUGAAACUUAUGAAGCAAAAUAAUAUUAGAAUUAUUAGAAAUCCUAUAAUCAUUCACGAUGAAUUAGUGUCUAACAUUAUACGUUCGGAUCAGAGGCAAUUGAUACAACAAUACUCAAUACAAAACUCGUUUAUGUUUUGA